CAAUAACUUGGUUCGGUGAAAAUGAGAAAAAUAGUUUUGUUUACUUAAUAUAGACGAAAUUUUAAAGUAUAGCUUAUCUAAUAGAAAAAUUGGGUAUAAAAAGAAGUCUGGUCAAUUUGAAGCAAUGCUGGAAUGUGGAUUGGGAGAGUAGUGGAGCAUUGAUGCGUUAAUAGGCUGUAAAAUUUCUAUAUAUACAAUAUCAGUCGGUGGACUAAAUAUUCACUAUCUACUUACCUACCUGGAUAGAAAAGAUGGAUAUUUCUCGUUGGUUUAAAGUGCUUUAUAGGCCGGUUUAAAAUAAGAUUGUCAAUUUAAGAAAUAUUUUGAAAAAAAAGUGAAUGGUUUUAUAAUUAUUUUUUUUUUGUGGAGGAAACCAAACAAAAAAUGAGUUGGCUUAAAUCAAAGUCAUACUCCUUGAAGGUUGGAAAGGAGAAGGUGAAAACAGAGAGGAUGGAUGUCAUAUUGAAGGGCAUUCUUGCCUCAAACCACGCAGACAACAUCAAGAGGGACUUGCUUGUUAAGAUUGCAGAGAAGGGUUCAAGCUCCCAGUCAUCAGGCACAGUCCAGUCUGUACUGGAACUAACGGCUAAAUGGUACCUUGAAGGGGAAUCAAAGUUCAAUGAAAGAGCGUUUGAGGCCAAAGCUCUGAGCUAUGUGAAAGAACAUCCUUAUAUUGAGUGCCUGACAAGCUUUGCUGAAUUCCUGCUGGAGUUCAAAGAGUGUGUACCUAAAGGGGAAUCACUGUUACAUUUUUGUACAAACUUGAUACUCUCCCUUAGUUUAUGCAGCCCGCCAGAGUUGGAGAACGGUUUAGUCACUUACAUCAAAAGUGCAAACACAGUGGCUUCCCUUUUAUCCCAGAUCUGGAGCUCUUCAGAUUCCCUGGUGGUAUUAGGUUGCCUGAAGGAGAUAUUUCGUAUUAUAUCAUCACCGUGUGAUGUUGAACCGUCGGUUUGUCUCGGCUCCCUCGUGCAGUAUCUUCCCGUUGAAAUGAUCAGCACUGUGGUUAAGAACGUGAUUUCAGAUUCAAGCAUAAACAACAACAGUAUGGUGACAGCUAUUCAGCGAAUAAUCGACUGGUUACAGUGGCCGACAGCACUCUACGUUGAUCAGUGGGUCAUUGCGUUCCUCAAAGGGCUCGCUUCUGUACAGAAAUAUAGUAUUCUUAUUACAGUCACAGAAAACAAAGCAGAUCAGAUUUUACCUAUGGUGCCAAAGAUAGUUGGGGAUUGGAAAUCUGACAGUUCUGAGUUUUCCCAGCAGCUUGUCACAAAACUGGCAGAACUUCUUCAUGUGUUGAUGUAUCUUCAUGGUGGCUUCCCUGAACUAUAUGACCCCGUUUAUGAGGUCAUCAAGGAAUUUCCGAAGCCAUCCCCUGAUGUGAUAAAGUUUAAGUUACUGGAGUCCAAGUGGACGGCACAUAGAGAUGGCCAGGCAUAUGUACCAAGGUCGUACCAGCCGAAGGCUGAGAUGGGUAAAACAGGACUAUUCAACCUUGGAAAUACUUGUUACAUGAACAGUAUCAUACAGGCCCUAUAUAUGUGUGAUAGUUUCCGUAAUGGUUUGCUGCAACAUCAGCCCACCUUGGAACAGUCGUUGGUUGUCAAGUUACAAUACGUGUUUGCAUUCCUCAGUCUCUCACAGAGACCAACAUAUGCUCCUGUUAACUUCUUGGCAGCUUCCCGGCCUGCAUGGUUUUCGGCUGGUUUCCAGCAAGACUGUUCCGAGUUUCUGAAAUACCUGCUCGAUCAACUUCAUGAGCAGGAAACCAAAUAUCUCACUGCAACCGGAAGUCCUAAAUCUCCCAGGAAAGAUAAACAGAAAACGGAAUCCAAAAAAACGACCUUGAUUGAAGAAAACUUUGGUGGCAAAAUGAGCACUACUUUAACAUGUUUGAAUUGCAGAUCCGAAUCGAAAAAAGAGGAAAUGUUUAUGGAUUUACCAUUAGCGUUCCCUGAUUAUAACACUACCAGUCAGAAAUCCCUCGCAGGUGGCGAUAGUAAAAUGUCUAUGCGGUCGCACAGUAGCACCAACACGGUCCCUAGAUCAACAGCUAGUGUCCCACCUGAAGAAAUGAAUUGUUUACAUUUGAAUGAUUUGUUAAAACAUUAUUUAAAACCAGAAAAACUGGUUGGUGAUAACAAAUAUUACUGUGAUAAUUGUGGUGGACUUCAGGAAGGCGAAAGAAAAAUUAAAAUCGUGAAGACACCGGAAUAUCUUAUCCUUACUUUGCUCAGAUUUUCAUAUGAUACAAAACUUCAGUCCCGUUCAAAAAUCUUCAGAGAGGUCAAGUAUCCAAAAACUUUACUUAUACCGGUAGAGGAUGAAUCGCGAGCGACGGGUUCUGAAAGAAGAAAAAGAUGUGAUUCACUGCGAUCCUCGGUUGCGAACCAGUUGGAAAAAUGCGGGUUAGAAAUGGAUAUUGACUGUGCGGACGUUUAUUCACUGUGUUCUGUUGUGGUGCAUUCUGGGACGUCGUCAGAUUGCGGACAUUAUUAUUGUUAUGCAAGACAUUCUGUUGUUACGAAUUCAGAAAACGUUUGCGCAAACAUGCAAGACUUUUCACAUGAGGAUGAAAUGGACUUUCUCCAAGAUAAAUGGUACUUGUUCAACGACAGUCGUGUGUCGUAUGCCAGCUAUGGUUCAUUUUGUAAUGUGAGUCAGCGAUUCACAAAAGAUACGGCAUACGUCCUGGUGUACAGGAAAAUUGACGCAGAGAAGAUUGGUACAGAUUAUAAAAUUGGAUUGGAUCAGUCCAUACAACCUACAAAAAUAGACGCACCUUUGAGAUCUGAUUUAAGGGCAGCUGUUGUCAAGGACAACAAGAUAUAUUUGCAGGAGCAGGAAAGCGCUGCUGCCAAAAAUUCGAGUCGGAAGCGUCCCAACGAUUCUACCUGGUAUAACUGGAAGGAUGACGAUGAUAAAGGAGGAGGUGGACCCUGCGGUGGAGGUGGGGGUAGUCUUGGUGACCUCGAUACUUCUGGUGCUAGAUUUGUCUUCUAAGAGGGGAAAAUUUGAAUACAUGUAGUUUGUCACCUUAGCGCAAUAACUGGUUAACUUCCUAUUAAAUUUAGAAGGACUUAACCCAUUAUUACACUAAGUUGAUGAGCUUAUCCUUAGAAGAGCAGCAGAGAAAGAAGAAGAGUUUAUAUUUGCUGUUAUUUUGCUUGAAGAAAAUGGACUUAAAUAUAAUUAUGCUUAUAAUUACGAUGGAAUUACCAUAACAAAACAUACUGAAAGUAAAGGGCAGUGUUCUUAGGUAUAAACUUGAGGCUAAAGUGCAAGCUAAGAACUUUGUCCUGCCACUUGCUUACUGAUUCAUAAACUUGGUAUAGGAUUAUUGACAUCAGUUUCAAUAGUGAAAUUCUGGUAUAUAAGAAAGAGUAUGUGGCCUAUUUAUACAGAUAUAAAAUAGGACAAAUAUGUUUAAAUUGCUACUCUGAAAUAAAAUUCUUAAAGAAGGUUUAUCAUUAUCCGAAAUUAUAUAUGGAAAUUAAGGUCUUGAUUUACUUUAAUGGGAAAACAUUUCAGAUAUUUCAAAAUAAAUAUUUGCUCAACAUUCUGUUUAAAGUAUUUACCGAUCUGGCACAAAAUUUUUUAAAGGGAAUAAAUCCAAUAUGUGCUUAUGAAUAAUUUAUGAAUAGAGCUAUGUAAAGUAUUGAGAUAGAUUUCUUUACUGUUUCAUAUUGUAAGUAAAUAUUUAUAAAGUUUUGUUGCAUUCAUGAUAUGAGCCGCGUCACGACAAAACCAACGUAAUGCGUUUGCAACCAGCAUGAAUACAGACCAGCCUGCGCAGAUGCGCAGGUUGAUCUUGAUCCAUGCUGGUCGCAAUCCCAUUAUGUUGGUUUUGUUGUGACGCGGCUCAUUUUGAUAAAUUAACUUGAAAUAUUCAGCCAAGGUAAAAUGACAUUCUUCUUCCUGUCUCGAUUUGUAUGAUUAAUACUUAAUAUGCUGUAGGUUUCCUUUUAAUUUGACACAGUAAAAUACUGAAAUUUGAGAAAGAAGCUAAUUUUUGUAGAGAACUACCCAAACAUUUUAAUAUUCUGUCAGCCCAUGGACUGAGAGCAGGGUAGGCAGAUAGACAAGGGCAAAUCUUCAUGACCUCCCCCCAUUUUACUUGUAAAACAAAAACAAAAAGACAAAUCAAACAAUGUUUUUUUUUAUAUAAUUUUAAAAUGUAUUUUUCUAUACAUGUAUACUAUUGAAAGAAAAAAAAUGUCUCAAUUUUUUUUUGUGAUACAUAUUGAAGUUACUGCCUAUGGGUAUAAAUCACCUCAAAUUUAUAUAACACACUUGUCGUGUUAUAAAAAAAUUUGGUGCCAGUCCAUAACUAGUUUAAGAGAUUUCCACAGACAAACAUCCUAGAUGUUUAGACUAGACAUGACUUUAUACAAGAAAUUACAAGUUCUUAUAGCUGAUAAGCAUUUUGGAGGGUUUUUAAAAUUCCCCAAAAUACCUUUGUAAUAUAUCUAGAUAACAAAUUCUUUGCAAAGCUUUGUUAACAAUUAGGACUUAAAAUAAUAAUUGAGAAAAUCAAUUUUCCUCUUUCAUAUUUGGAAAUAUUUCAUUUUAUAUUUGAAAGUAUUUCAAUCAAACAAAAUUUUAAUAAAAGUUUUUUUGUUUUUUUUUCAGAACUUAAAAAUGCAAUAGUUUAUUUUUGUUUACUAAAUACCAGGACAUUGUAUUGAUUUUGCACGUAAGAAUGUUGUUGUAAAUCAACAGGAAGUGAAAAUAAUUAUCUCAAACUGUUUUGUUUACCUCAUAAAUCCCAUUUAAAUAAAAACCCCAUUGAUAUAUUACAUAUUUGAAAUGAAAGGAGAAUGAAAGUUGUUCAGUUUUUACAAUUUCAUUUCAAGGUGUGUGAUUUAAAACUUUUUUAUCCAUACUUUCAUGAAAAGCAAAAACUCACAAUGAGUGGUUUAGAAAUAUUAUGUACGGAAUGUUAGAGAUUUGAUUUACCUCAUCAUCAUUUAAUCAUGAAAUGUUGUAAACAGAAAUCUUUCCUUAUUACUCAUCUUCAUACUGUUAAAUAUUUCACUUUUCAUGAACGUCUAGCUCGUUGAAGUAUUCUAUACGCAAUUAUUUCUUGGUUUUUACUGAAUUUGUUUUAGUUUGAUUGUGUAGGAAGCUUAAAGCUUAUAAAAUCAUUCUCAAAUCUGUUUCUGGAACUAACCAGUACUGAGAAAUGAGUGUAUAGUUUUUUGCUCAAGGAAACAACUGCUUGCCCCUGAUGGGGUUUGAACCCAAGCAGAUAGCUGUCCUUAGAUUACUAGUCUGACGCAUUAUCCACUUGCUGCCUCAAUUAUUUCCAAUUUAAGUAAAUUUUGCCCCAAAAAAUGAAUUUUUAAAUUACAAAAACUAGGUUUAUCUAUUUUGUGGAUCUAUACUUUUCAUUAUGCCCAUGAGGUUAACUAUUGAACUUAUCUUGUUCCUGUCAGACAGCUUUCAGUUAAACGUCAGUGAUAAAACUUUAAAGAUCACCUCAGAUUAAAGACCAAAUGAAAUAAAGGAAACACUGUCCCAAAAGACCUGGGUUUAAUCUCUUCAUUUCAUCAAUUUCGUUCUCUAUUUCAAUACAAGACAGUCAACAGAAAGUGUAUUUUUCCCUCAUUGUUCAAGACUGGUCAGAACAGACCACUUUGUUUAUAUUAUCUCUUUAUAACUUACCUCAUACCCAUAUAAUACAAAUGGUUUGGAUACAAACAUGUUACAGAUUGUUAUAUAUUAUAAUUAUGUUGUAUUCAUGAAAUGAACAAUCUGCAUUAUGUAUGAAGAACAAAUUUGCUAAUUCUUGGAUUAAAUUGUCUUUACAAAAUUACUGUAAAUAAAUGACAGCAUUUGCACGUAGGCCUUAUAGAAUAUUGAUAGGGUAACAAAAUACCACUCGCAGUUUGGAUGACGAGGCAAAAUUAUGAAAUAUUCUUACAUAAUCUCCAUGUUUGGCAUGUUUUUACAUGCAGUGGAGUGUUUACGUUAUCUAGAUAUCUUAAUGUUUUACCUUAAAUUUACUUCACUUGCAUUAUCGACUGCUGUUAGAAUUUGGAAAGAUUUAUUAUAUGAGCUGCGUCAUGACAAAACCAACAUAAUAG
Ruditapes philippinarum (Manila clam) is the source of this 6089-nucleotide messenger RNA. RefSeq names its product ubiquitin carboxyl-terminal hydrolase 38-like. Gene Ontology annotation, molecular function: cysteine-type deubiquitinase activity; cysteine-type endopeptidase activity. Gene Ontology annotation, biological process: protein deubiquitination. The record is from RefSeq and is a predicted model, not a curated record. NCBI's taxonomy places the organism in Eukaryota, Metazoa, Mollusca, Bivalvia, Venerida, Veneridae. The coding region runs from base 385 to 3003 and encodes 872 amino acids. The transcript has 9 exons. Gene Ontology annotation, cellular component: nucleus; cytosol.